CAAAACGAGGCCACAGCGCUGCCAUCUAUGGUCGGUCCAUUAUCGCCCAUGCAGACGAAAAGAGAUUGAGACACAAGUUAGCUGGCACAUGAUAAUCUCAAACACAACAACUGUAAUAAGACAACUAUAUAAAGCCCAGUAGAGAGAAGUCAUAGACUGACGUGUGAUUGUGAAGGAGCAACAACCUUGUGAAGGAGCAAGAACCUACCAUAUACAUUGUUCAAUCGUCUCCAAUGAUUUGGAAGAUCUUCCUGAAAUGAGUGGAUGGUUAAGCAACUUGAGAUUGAUCCUGAGCACCACAGCUGUGGUUGUUCCAGUGACAGUUACUGUACUGGAUAUAUUUGGCUAUGUAGCUAGGGUAGAAGGUGCCUCGAUGCAACCAGCAUUGAAUCCGAAAGAGGAGAGAGGUGCAGAUUAUGUAUUUUUGAACAAAUGGAAGAUCAGGAACUACCAGUUUCAGAGGGGAGAAGUAGUUGCAUUGAUGAAUCCCGCUGAUCCUGAGCAGAAAAUGAUCAAGAGAAUUGUAGCCCUAGAGGGAGACACUGUCAAGACAUUAUCAUUUAAGAACAAGUACAUCAAAGUGAGAGAUGGCCAUUGCUGGCUUGAGGGGGACAACCAUUCACACAGCCUGGAUAGCAACUUAUUUGGACCUAUUAGCCAGGGUUUGAUUACAGCAAAAGCAUCACACAUUGUGUGGCCACCUCACAGAAUGGGGAGGCUGAGAGUUAUCGAGGAAAAUGAAAACAGAGUAACAAAACAUUCACUCUAUAAUCAAGAAAUUAUUAGACAAUUAAGAGAAAUUCGGGAAAUGGAACGAGAAGAUAUUUAGCAGGGAUAGAUAUAAAUAAAUCAAAGUGUUCAAUAUUUGCUGUGAAGUGUCAUAUCAAACACCUAAAAGCAUGCACCCUCCUACAGAAGCAAGGGUUUCACUAGAAUUUCACA
Messenger RNA from Owenia fusiformis, 942 nucleotides. The record is from the annotation of a GenBank genome assembly. Lineage: Eukaryota; Metazoa; Annelida; Polychaeta; Sabellida; Oweniidae.